This is a messenger RNA of Dicentrarchus labrax (European seabass), 8701 nucleotides long. Its product is annotated as TLC domain-containing protein 3A. Gene Ontology annotation, cellular component: endoplasmic reticulum; membrane. The transcript is spliced from 5 exons. The coding region runs from base 68 to 898 and encodes 276 amino acids. NCBI's taxonomy places the organism in Eukaryota, Metazoa, Chordata, Actinopteri, Moronidae. Gene Ontology annotation, biological process: lipid homeostasis. The record is from RefSeq and is a predicted model, not a curated record.
GGGGCGGCGGUUGGUUAGCUUCUUUUACUAACUGACAAAAAAAAAAAAAAAAAAAAAUAACGGCAGGAUGUUGCAAGUUCUAGCUUGUGGCGCCGUAGUUUUCCCCGGUCUGUUCUUCGCCUUCAGGAGGAUCCUACCGUGUGUGUUCAGACACUGGAGCGAUGCCGACGUGGUGCUGGUCAGCGAGAGACUGGUGUCCUCCAUCCACGCCAUCAUGGCAACCACGGCGGGAGUCAUCAUUGUGUCAUCGUGCCGGGGAAACAUCAUUAGUGACAGGCACUGGCUGGCCACCUACUUUGUCAUCUGGUACGGUGCGCCCUACAUGACAUACGACCUCUUCGCCAUGUACCUCAGUCACUACCACCGCUUCCGCGUCAAGGGGCACGAAGACUACAAGAAGCACUCGCUGAGGACCGUAAACUCCUUCGUCCGUAGAGAGUUCCUGCUGGUGUUGCAUCACAUCGCCCUGCUCACUAUCCUGCUGCCUGUCACGCUGUUCUUCAGAAGGGACCAGGGGGAUUUCUUCGUCGGCUGCUUGUUUCUAACAGAGCUCAGCACACCCUUCGUCUCCCUGGGGAAGAUACUUAUUCAGCUCAGCCUCCAGGACUGCUGGCUGCACAAGGCCAAUGGUGGUAUGGUACUGCUCACCUUCUUUAUGUGCCGCAUCGCCCUCUUCCCCUACAUGUACUGGGUGUACGGCCACCACUACGGCAUCCCGCUCUACAGCGUGCCCUUCCACCUGCCGCUGUCCACCAACCUGGGCAACUUGUGCAUCCUGGCGCCGCAGGUGUACUGGUUCGUCCUGCUUUGCCGAAAGGGCUACCGCCUGUACCGGCGUGGUCGUAUGCCGGACUCGUCUCCUGCGGCCGCUGUCACUGACAAUUCUAAGGAUGAUUGAUAUCCAGUUCACGAUUGCUCGCUCAAGCCGCACACUCAGCUACUAACGCAACUACUUCUGCAAAGGCACUAGAUUGACUUAACACAUUUCAAACCCCACCAUUGUACUGUAGUACACCAGGACUGCCUGCUCUUCUCCCACAACUCCUGGGCAUUCUCCGUACACUUUAACUCCUCUGUUACAAAUCUGCUGCCUAAGUGGACCUCUCCACCGAUCCAAUUCUACUACUGAAGUUUGAUGAUUUUUUUUGGGUUGUUGUUGUUGUUUUUUCUUCUUUUCUUGUUUUGUUUUUUUUUUUGGAUUGGGCUCUCGCCUGGAUCUUGUUGAAGUGCUUCACGGCGCCUGUUAACAUUUACUACACUGAAGAAAAGAUCAUGUUUGCUUCUUCGCGAGUGAAACGCAGGAGUAAAAGCAACCAGAAGCCGAAGAAGAGCCUCCGUGGAGAGACAUUAUCUUAUCUCUUACUCCUACUGUGUUUACAGCCUCUGCUGAUUUGGAAGGUCUGUUACGACAGGUUGUAUUUAUUUUUAUGGUUUUGCUGUAAUGUGCCGGAUAGUUGCGCUUUCCCUUCCCAUCCAUUCACUAAUCACACUGAUAAAGGAGGAUUAGGAAUAGUGGUGGGUGGGAUGCAAAUCCAGGCGGUAUUAGCAGGAAUAACUGUGAGGAAUACGUGUCACCUCAUCCACAUUUGAGAGCUAAAAACAUUUAGCUAAAACCCUGUUAAUGUGAUAGGUUCUGACUUUCCCCCCGUUCAUUUUGUUUGUAGCAUGCCCCAUCAGUUCGCAAAUCUGCAGCGACGAUCCCUCGUUCCUGUCCGUGACAUCCAGUGUAACACUUUAACGGCGCUGGAUCGUUUGUUUCCAGAAGCCACUCCCCCCCCCCCAUUCCCCACCGUUUGCUUAUAGUGUAUCACCAGGAAUUAACGCUGCACUCACGUUCUUGGAGAAACUGGCAAUAUCCUCCAAUGCCGGGAGUUCGAGAACCAACGAAGGGAAUUACCUCAAUUGUGGGAACCAUUUCUUCAUCUUUCAUUAAAAAAUAAAUAAAUUAAAAUCAUGAAAUGCAUGGCAUUAAACAUUCUCGCUUGAUACUGCAAAGUUUGUUCGAGACCUCAAAUGAGUCACCUUAAGAAAAACUCAGACUGCUCUCGAUGUCUGAAUAAUAAUACAAAGCCAUCGCAGGAAUGAGACGUGGCCCCUCUCUUACGAAAUAUAUUGUGCAUUUGAAUUAACUUAGUGCGAGGACAGGCGAAGUUCAGCUUUUACAGAGCAGAGUUAUGUUUUCUUGCCUCUGACAGAUUUCAUCUUUUGAACCCACGAUCUCUGUUAUAGAUGAUAAUGGAGCGGAGCUGAUGUAGGGAGGCAGGGGGUUGAUGUGAAGGGGGGGAUGGGAUGGGAUGGGGAGGGGACACGGUGAUGCCUAAAGGUGGGGACGAACUCAGGGCCAAGGUCAGAGCAAUAACUGAAAACAGAGGAGUGAAAAUAUUUCUUGAGCAACCAGCCACAAAAACAUCGAGGAGUGACGAUUCCUGAAACAGAGCUACAACGUAAGAGAUUACAUCCAGUAACUGUUCGGUUUCCCCCCCGAGGCUCCGGAGAUUUAUAUGCACUUGUGUAUCCGCUGUUGCAUUGAGCACUUCACAGAGGGCUGUAUAUACUUCAAGUUUUUAGAGAUUUACAUCAUGUUUUAGUUGCAUCACAAAAAAUAAUAAUAAUAAUAGUAAUUUUAAAACGUAUAUCUAGACACCGAAAGUAGAUCGAAAGAGGACCUCUUUUUUUGUUAUCAUGCAAAGCAAUUAUUAUUAUUUUGUUGGAUUCACAGUUUCAUAAAGAGCAUUUAUGAGAGAAAAAUCAAUGCUUCUCUUUUGAUCUUGAGAGUAUUAUUUCUUCAUAUCAAAGAAUAAAUAGAGAAUAUUAUUGUCCGGGUUAGUUUCAUACACAGUCUAGACCCUGGGGUUAAUUUAACUCCCUUUUGGUCAUUCAAGCUUUAUAAUAAACACUAAAUAUGCGUUAAUGGCCUUUUUUUUUUUUUUUUUUUUUUAUUGUCCUGCAAAUUCAAACUAUGCAAAAGAGGCUGCUGGUGCAUGCGUAUAACACUAAUGUAAAGUCAUAUCCAAUUGAUUCACGCCUCAGUAUGUUUUUUUUUUGUUUUUUUUUUCCAAAUAUUUUGGGACCAUACAUUUAUUUCCACUGUGCAUUUCUACUGGGACUCCACACCACGAAUACAUCGUCUCCUGUUCAAUCGCAGUUGAGCUGGAAGUUGAAUUUUUUUUGUUGUUUUUGUUUGGAUCUUCCUCACCGGUGUUUUGAUUCAUUAAAAUUCACAUAAUACUGAAAAAACUAAAUCAUAAGUGACACUUUUUGCAGCGUUUUACAAGUUUACAACUGCAGCUCAGACUGAGAGGACGCUGACUUUAAUAGGGCUGACACUGUUUUCAAAUGUUUUAACGCAGCUAAUACAAGAAUCUGUAUUUAAGUCCCGCUCCUUUUUGCUCUGCGCUCCAAUAGCAAGCCUCCCUCCUAUUUAGAUAUUAGCUAUGUUGAACAAAAAGAUUGGUUAAGCGACUUGUAUUCAUUAAUGCAAGUAGAGAAAAAGCCGAUACCCGACCAAAUAAGGCUGUGGUUUACUGAUGAGAUUAAAGUGACAUUAAUUUACUGUGGAUUUUUUUAAUCUGGCAAAUCAUUACGGAUUAAAUAUUCAGGUUUUCAAAUUUCUAAUAAAAACAUGAAACAGCCCCGAUUUGAAGGAAGUCCCAAAAAAAAAAAGAAGAUUCAACUUUCGAGCAUCAAGCCUGCUGAAAAAAGACCAGCGGUUGUUGCUGUUGCAUUGUGGGUUCUGUAGUGCCACUGUUUCCGGUGUGUCCACGUCUGGUUGUGGAACAGCAGUGCAGGGGGGAGGGGAAAAAAAGGGGGAUGAGUCGUCUUGUCGGUAGACGGGCGGUUUGCUGACGAGCAGCGGGAGGAUGAGGCGGUGUGGGGGGGGGCGGAGAGAGAGAGAGAGAGAGAGAGAGCUGCUGAAUGAUGGGGCUGUUUGUCUGGUUUGGCUGCAGCCCAGCAGAGUGCAGACCUCUUUUGUCCACUGCUGACCAGGCCACUCUGCCUGGAAACAUACCAGCCUCUUUGUUCUCCCCCACUCACCCUCAGCCUCUUACAAUCCACUUGUCUCUAAGCUGGGAUAAAUGAAAACAGUGGUUACCUUCGACCUCCCCCUCCCCCCCCACCAAAAGAUUUUAUUUUCAUCCAUUUUUAAAAAGUCUCCUCUCUCACGUUGGUCGACCAGUUUUUUAUUUUUUCUAUUUAAAAAGCUGCAGGUCAUUCCUUUUGUAGUGUGUCACCCUGCUUCUUAUCGCCUCCCUUUGCAGCCUCCAUCCCUCCCCGUCAUUUUCCUCUCGUGUGUUUCCGUUUAAAACCCGACCUCUCGAGGUCUCUCUCGGCCGAUGAGCUCUGCGGUGAUCAGAAAGUUGCUGAGAGCGUUUGUUUCUUCUUUGCGGAGCAGAGCGAGUCCUUCCCUCCCUUCCUUUCCCUCUCUGCUGCCAUCUGUCGUCAGGAUUAUCUGCUCGUCCACUCAGCAGUUUACAGGCAGGACCAGUUGGGAUUAGCAGGGCCGGGGCGGGCAUUUCCUAUUGAAACUGUGCAUGUCUCCUAUGUAGUCUGCUGCCUUCAGAUACAUAUGUCAGUUUUCAGCCACCAUGACCUCACCCUCCACUAAAUACACUGAAAAGAAAACUGACAUAUGGUGUCGUUUUAAUGCUUUUUUUUUCACAUUAGAUUGAUAGAAAAAGCCUCUUUAUACCGCGAUGAUAAAACCUUUUUUUUUUGUUGAGGUGUAGUAGCAUUGAAAACACUAAAGACAAGCCAGUUGUGGCAUUUGUUUGCUUCGCAGAAAAAUGACCCCAUCUUGACUUUUUUGCUAGAAUCGCUUCUUAGAUGUUUCAGAAAAGUCACUUUAAAUAAAAAAAAAAAACUCCCUUUUUCGCCCAGGACUCUUUGUCGCGGGGAGACGGACAAGUUCUGUAAAAUGUCUGUCACAUUUCGUGAGUCGUAGCAGCCGUUUAGAUGAAGGAAAUUUAAGAUUUAAGGAGUCUCUUGGCUUUAGCUUUUUGAAAAUCAUGGAAUAAAAUAUAGAAAACGACAUUCCACCGUAGAUUUACUCAUCAAAAAAAAAAAAAGCUCCAUAUUUUCUUUCUUUUUUUGAUUGCAACAGCUCUGUAUUUUCCUUGUGUCCCUCUUGUAAUUUAAGAAAGGAUAACUAUAUAUUUGUAAGAGUGUGUGACUGUGUCCAGAAUUCAAAUGUACACCCAUAUCAACUUUGACGGCUCGCCGACGGCCGGUUUUUAAAUAAAAAAAAGACCCAAACAAUCCGAUGGAUUGGUCUGACGUGACGGUAGCCGAGCGCCUGCUACGCUGACCUGACUACAGUGUUUACUUCUUGCAAGUUUCAUAGCCAAGGGGAAGACAAGCCACAUUAUAUCCAUCGCUAGCUGUCUGGAUCGCUGCCUCAUGCAGUCACGUUUGCACAUAAACAACAUCGGAUCCACAAAAACAAAACAAAAAAAACCCGAGAGAGAGUCCCGAGUUAGGAAGAAAGGUUGAAGGCACGCAGAGUUCACAUAUCUGUACAGGUAUCCAGAUUCUUAACGUAGAAAAGUCUUAAGCUCAUCCUCUUUGCUCAGGGUUUGAUGAAGUUUGAUGAAGUUGUUCACAUAUGUGUGUGUGUGUGUGUGUGUGUGUGGAGAGGUUUAUUGUAAGAUGAUGAAACUGUGAGACUGAUUCUGAAUAUGAUCACAUCUAGAGUGGUUUUUUUCUUUUUUCUAUAUGAUGUUUUCUUUUUUCUUUAUCUUCUAUUUAUGCUUUCUGACAUGGCUUGUGAUAGUUUAACUUUUUAAGGGUUGGUAAACCAAAGACUGUCUGGCGCUCACAGUUAAUCACAGUAACCGAUAUAUGAAGAGAGAUCCGUUUUGAUUUUCAGUAUUUUAGACAUGUAGAUCCUGAUUUAACCAAAAAAAAAACAAAAAAAACAAAAAAACUCCAAUCAUAUUCCUCUUUUUCUUUCGUUGGGUCCCAGAGAGCGACCGACUCGUUGGGUUUGUGAUGGGGUGUUUUUCUUUCUGAGGAUGUGGUGGAAAAGAAAUGCAGAUUUACCAGCUGUUUACCGGAAUUAUAAACCUCUCACUAAACCCGUAACACAAACACGUUCAUGUUAAAAUAGCUUUGUAUUCCUUGUACUUGUAUGUAAGGGUAGAAUUUAACUGUGUGACUCCUGUUGAAUGGGAACACGGACACCAAAAUGAACACGAUUAGCUCUCUGGAGCUCAUGCUCACACUUUUAUCAACACAUACUAACACAUAGGGUUAUAUGUUUAGUGGUUGCAGACACUUAAUAUCAAACACACGUAUCCACGAGUCCACGUGAACACUUUAUAUCACACACUAGGCCCCAUGCUCACACAAUAGCAAGGGCCUCACUAUUGUUUCUGGAAACCAGUGACAUCCUUCAGGGCUACUUUUGUUCUGGGUGUCUGCUACUCUGAGCAUCUGCUGGUAGGAAGUUUAGACCGCUCUGCGGCGUCUUGAGACAGAUGGGAGACCGUCUGCGACAGAAAACAUUUUAGGAACAGAGAAGGGAAUUAUAAACGAGGCAGGACUCUCUGUUUUAUCACAUUUCAGUCUACAAAUUAUGUGCGAGGAAUCAGAAAUCAUCUGCUGUGGCUGUAAAUAGCACAACAACCGAGGAGGAUGGAAGAAAACGUGGCAUAUUUUGGUGUCAGUGUUCCCAUCGUUCGAUAUGCUAACAGUAUGAAGGUAAUGCAUAAAAGGUCGUACACACGUUUCUGGACUUUCUGUUGAUUGUUGAGAUGUGAAUGGGGGAAAAACUUGCAUGUGGGAUCUCUUUUCUUAUCCUCCCAUGAUUUUGUUUGUAUGAUUUUGCUGCUUUGUAUUCACACAUUUAUUCAGGGUUGGUCCCUCUGUCCUGGGAGGGGGGGGGUGUAUCUACAGCCGCCUUCACGUUCAUGUUGGACACGAAUAAGAGCUGGUGGACGGAGAGUAAUCGUGACGUGCUGCGAUCAGACUGCACAAUAUCAGCCCGACAGCGGCCCGGGAGUAAAAAUAACCUUCUUUUUUUUUUUUUACUGUGUAGUGCCGAAGCAGGAGGACAAAACAACCUUGUCUCACCUAGUUUGACAACUUUCACCGACCGCAGGGACUGAAUUUGGAUGAUUUUGUGGGUGAAGUCAGUCCCUGGCAACUCCUGAACCAUCACACGUGUACAGCGAGCUAUCAUUAGCCAGGGGGUCCGUACUGGUUCCCAACCUGGGAGUCACAAGAACUUAAAAAAGGCUUCUAUCUCAGCAUUUCUGUGAGGAAAAACUAAAUGAAAUUGUUGCUUUUUAAAGUUUAAGAUCUAAACUUUGAAGACCUGAACUCAAGCGAUCCUCACUCUCUGAUUAACAGCCUCGUCCUGCGGUUAGAAAAGUUGAAUAAUAAGAAGAAAACACAGAUAAAAGAGGCUUAUUAAGUGUGUAUGAUUGUUAAAAAUGAAGAAAAUACAUAAUAUAGAUGGAUAAUUGUAUAAAAAGUUGCUAAAAAUAUCAGUAAAUAAUCUCAAAAUUCAUCCAAAUCUCUCAUUUUGUUGCUCUACUGUGUUUUUGUUAUGCAUUGAAUAUAUCAUGAAAUGUUCCCUUGAAGGAAAAAGGUUGGGAGCCGCUGCUGUAGCCAUGUUUAAUAAAUCUCAAAAUGCAUAAAUAUUGUGUAGUCUGAUCUCAGGAUUAGCAUCAACAACAGCAGAAAACACACACAAACACACAUUCAAUCCGCUGUAACGUGUAAAUCUGCUGCUGUCGUUGCUCGGUUUCCUCUGACGCGACGUGAACGCGGCGUCAGGCUGACGAACUGCACAAAAAGUCACUUUGAAACGUACAGAUUUCGGAUUUUUAAGCGCUAAAAACAACAACGAUGACUAUUUGCUGGGACUGAUUUUGAUCUGUGGACAGUGAACCAAAUUUGGUCUCCAGUGCCUUUUGUGAAAGAGCUAACGUUGGCGGGCAGUGUUUUACAGGUUGUGGCUGUAUUCAUCGUGUUUAUCGUCGUCGUCGUGUCCUCCAGGAGAAUUAACUGCGUCAUUUUUUGUGUUCGCAAGUCAUCAAGAAAGUCUCAUCGUUCUGUUUUUUAACUGGUUGAAGCUAUUCGAAACAACCUGCUAUGCAUUUACUGCUAGAAAGAGAAUAAAAGUUGGAUUUGAUUCUGUUGAAAUUAAGGCCUUUACAUUCAUAUUUUGUAGUGUUUUAAUUUACAAAUCAUCAAGCGAAUCCGCUCAUGUUGUUUCUCUAAAAUACAUCAUUUUGAAGGUUGGAUCCCUUUAAAGAGUCGAUAAUUUGUUUGCUGUGUUUUUGUUUUGUUUUGUUGUUUUAGACCUUUUUCAUCUGUCGGUUUUUUGGUGGAUGUUUCUGUUCUCGAUCACUCACCGCUCCACCGUUUGGGUGUGUAACUGACUUUAAAUGCAGCAACCUUUCACAACCUUUUAACACUUCCUGCCCCCUCCACUCUCCUUUACAUUAUUUUUGAUAGCAUUCUAAUUUUUCAUACAUAUUCUAUCAGAUUUGAUGCAUUUGUCCUUCUUUUUUUUUGUAGCGUGACCCCUUUUUUUGAGGAAAUUUUUCCUAUCUUGAGAAGAGACUGGACUGUUUUACGAAAUAGCUUAAUAAAAAAAUAAAGUAUUGAUACUAUAAGAGGAGUUAUGUACUGUAGCUGCAACUUGUGAAUUCAAAGCACCCCUUUAAAAUUCAAUAAAUUUGAUUUGAUAGAC